AUGCUACUGCCCGACCCCGCAGCCGCCUACACUGCUUGCGAGUCUCUUCUCGUCGUCUGUGACAACGCCACUGCGUCUUCGUCGGCCGUCGACGAGGUGAUGAUGGGACAAGAGGCUGAUUUACCUGAGGUAGGUAGAAAUAUACGAUUACACUAG
Protopolystoma xenopodis is the source of this 156-nucleotide messenger RNA. The record is from the annotation of a GenBank genome assembly. NCBI's taxonomy places the organism in Eukaryota, Metazoa, Platyhelminthes, Monogenea, Polystomatidea, Polystomatidae.